This is a messenger RNA of Nicotiana attenuata, 1798 nucleotides long. Its product is annotated as homeobox-leucine zipper protein HAT5-like. Gene Ontology annotation, cellular component: nucleus. Gene Ontology annotation, biological process: positive regulation of DNA-templated transcription. The transcript is spliced from 3 exons. The record is from RefSeq and is a predicted model, not a curated record. NCBI's taxonomy places the organism in Eukaryota, Viridiplantae, Streptophyta, Magnoliopsida, Solanales, Solanaceae. The coding region runs from base 433 to 1362 and encodes 309 amino acids. Gene Ontology annotation, molecular function: sequence-specific DNA binding; DNA-binding transcription factor activity, RNA polymerase II-specific.
AACCUUCCACUUUCCCAAGUUUAAUUAAUCACUAAACUUAGUGCCCUACACAUUCCUCUCUCUCUCUUGUCAUCCAAACAACCAUCUUCACAUUUCUUCUCUGCUCCAACUCCUUCACUCUUCCUAAUAUCUUUGUCAAAACUCAAACUCAAUCUAGAGUCUCUGUGUAUUGUCUAUAUUCAUAUUCCGGGUAGAUGAUGGUGGUGGUGAUCAGAAGCAGGUGCUCUCACACUUCCCACAUCACUGAAAUUAUUAUCACCAGCUUCUUUCGCCACAAGCUCUAAGUCACAAGUGUUUCCAUAUACAACUACCACAAAAGUAGUCUUUAACAAAGAAAAAAGAUACACAAGAUCAGGCCCAUCUUCGGUUCUUGAUCACAACUCUUUAUGGCGGUUUCUUGAUCAGGUUCUUUAAUACAGCGAUUCUGCAGCUAUGGCUGGUCCAGAAUUGUUCUACGGCGAUGCCGCUGGUUUUAAUGGUAUUCUGCUUCAGAACCAGAGGCUUAUGUCUUCAUUUGCUACAAAAGAGGCUGUUGGUUCUCCUGCUUCUUUCCUUGCCUCCGGUUCCAUGGUCAGCUUUGGUGGUGUAAACGGAGGGAACAUAUCAGAUAGGUCAUUCUUUCAGUCAGUCGAAGAGAAUGAAACAGAUGAGUUGGAGGAAUAUUUACAUCAACCGGAGAAAAAGAGGCGACUUACAGCUGACCAAGUACAGUUUCUUGAGAAGAGUUUUGAGGUGGAGAACAAACUGGAACCAGAGAGAAAAGACCAGCUUGCUAAAGAGCUCGGUUUGCAACCUCGCCAAAUAGCGAUUUGGUUUCAGAAUCGUCGUGCACGAUGGAGGACAAAACAGCUCGAGAAUGAUUAUGAGGCGCUGAGAAAUAAAUAUGACAAUCUGAAAGCAGACUAUAUCAAUCUUGUCAAAGAGAAGGAUGAUCUAAGAGCUCAGGUUAUCCAGUUUACUGAUAUGCUGCUACACAAGGAGAAAGAAAAGGGGGAACUGGCUACUUCUGAUAUAAAGGAACUUUCCGAUGCAUCGCCAAAAGAAAACAUGAUUGAUCCAGUUUUGGAGGAUGAAAUGUCCACACUGUCAGCUAUUGCCCUUAAGCAGCACAAAGACUUGAAUUCUGUUAAAAGUGAUGUGUUUGAUUCAGAAAACCUGGUGCAAUCCUCUAUCUUAGAUCAGGGUGAUUCUUCUUAUGCAUUUGAACCUGACCAGUCAGAUUUAUCUCAAGAUGAAGAAGAAAACUUGAGCAAGAAUCUGGUUGCGAAGGUUGUACAUGAUCAUUAUCCCAUGACAUCCUCAAAUUUGAGCUGCUUUGGAUAUCCAGUUGAAGAUCAGGGCUUUGGUUUCUGGUCUUUUUAAGUUCUUGAGUUUACGUAAUAUAUAGUUACAUGUCCUUUGUUUGAUUUGAUUAUGGUGGUGUCCGGGCAGCAGCUUAUAUGCAACUCGCGACUCUGAGUACCUGCUACCUUCCACUCUCUCCAUCUAGUUGGAGACAGGGCCAUAGGCAGUACAUUUUGAAGGAACAAAGUUCCAAAGUAUGGGUCACUUAGUUGGGAACUUUUGGGUAUUGCGCUUUAUAAUCCUAUUGUAGCAAAGUGCUUUAUCUUGUUCAUUGUACCUCUCGUGAAGUUUUAACUUUUGUCAACUAAUUUCUGAGUCUCAGCCAUUAAUUGGAAGUAAUAUUCUGAUGAAUACUAUGAAUAAAUCCAUAAACAUGUAAAAUGACAUGAUUUUACCAAAGGGCUAUUGCUUCUUUGGUGUCUUGAAUUGUUAAAUUCUAUGAUGUUCCAAUUGA